AUGGCGGCUACAGACAGGCCUUCCCCGCAGAAUGAGGAAAGGCACGUGCAUGACUUUGAUCAGGGCCAGAGUCCAGACGCAGACUCAUCGGCGGCGGAGUCCGAGACUGAGCAGCAAGCAUCGCGCGGAGCAAAAAGAAAGCGUCCUCUGAUGGUUUCGUGUGAAUUGUGUAAACAGAGAAAAGUCAAAUGUGACCGAGCUCAGCCAAGCUGUGGGUGGUGCACGCGUAAUAACCAAGUAUGUGAAUACAAAGAGCGAAAAAAGCCAGGCUUGCGAGCAGGCUAUGGCAAGGAGCUGGAGCACAGACUUGACCGAUUAGAAGAUAUGAUCCAGAGACAGGCUCAAUUGAUCGAGACUCAUAUCAUUCGCAAUCAAGCACCACAGCCUGACUACAACCAGUUUUCCGAAGUACAAGUUCCAUCGUAUCCCUCUCAUGGCUCACCAUCAGAGCCCUCAUCUGCAGCGGGACCUAGUCCUCAGACCACGGUGUAUACGGGGGAAGCUUCUUCGUUUUCGCGACCACCGAGACUUGUGGAUUCAACAGCCAUAAACCAGCGCAAUGUGGCAGUUGGAAGCCCCUCGGCUUCUUCAGUGCAUAUUCAAAACCCUUCUUCGAUGGGUUCCAACGGUGUUUCCCACUCAACACCACACUCUCAAGUUCCGGAUGGAACUGGGACCGACUACUCGCAUAAUGACUCGUCCUUGACCGUUCCAGUCAGCCUUUUCAACAAUCAGCAGAAAUCCCUUUCAGAUGCGACACUCGACCUACCUCCCUACGACUUGCUUUACGCCUUGGUAGAUUUGUACUUUGAACAUAUCAACAGUUGGUGCCCCAUCCUGCAUCGUAGAUCCACGUUAGAUACGCUCUUUGGACCGUCUCCAUUGGAAGAAGCAGACCGUGUGGUUCUUCACGCUAUCGUGGCAACAACACUGCGAUUCUCCCACGAUCCAAGACUGAACGCUGUGAAUCGUGAACAGUAUCACGAAUCAUCCAAGCAGAGGGUGAUACUAUACGGACUCGAAAACUCGUCAGUCAAGGCUAUCCAGGCCCUUGUUAUCCUGUCCCUAGAUUUUGUGGGAUCUUCAAAUGGGCCACCGGGCUGGAAACUCCUAGCUUUGAUAGCUCGUUCUGUUGUUCAGCUGGGCUUGGCUGUGGAAAGAGGAUCGGCGCUCGACUCAACAAUUUAUCCCUCAAUUUAUACGCUCAGAGCAAAUGUACUCCCGGAUCCGGAGACAUGGAUUGAAGAUGAAAGUCGUAGACGCCUUUUCUGGAUGGUCUAUCUAUUGGAUCGUUAUUCUACUAUCGCCACUGCAUUCGAUUUUGCUUUGGACGAGAAAGAAAUUGACCGGAGACUGCCCUGCCGUGAGGAAUUGUUUAUCAGAAAUCAACCGGUGGAGACGAGGUGGUUUCGUUCCACUAGUGAUCGAGGCGACUAUACUGGUGGCCAUGGCGAUAAUGUAGGGUCUUUUGGGUUCUAUAUUGAAAUACUGGGUAUACUGUCUCGCAUCCAUCUGUUCCUCAAACGACCGGUAGACAUCGGGGCACUCUCAGACGUCGAAGAAUGGCAAGCAACAUAUCGAAAGUUAGAUAGUGAAUUAUCAGCUUGGGAAUUCAAUCUUCCCACCGAAUACGCUCACGAGAACGCAUCUCGUUUGUUUCAAAGUUCAAAAACAAAGAAAGGAUUUCAAUGCGACUGGGUGAUGCUUCACGCUACCUACCAGACCACCGUGAUACGACUCCAUUCUUCAGCCGCAUAUCCCACGACAAGAUCCCCUAUAUUCACACCAUCUUACAGUGCUAGCCAACGCUGUCUAGUAGCUGUAGAUAACAUCCUGACUCUGACUCGAUUCGUAGCUGAGAAUAACAUGCUCGACAAGCUCGGUCCACCGUUUGCAUUCUCCCUUUGGGUCUCCGCCCGCCUAUUGCUUGUCCACGGAUCAACUAUUGCUCACACCGUGAGCCCGGACAUCUACGUCUUCGUUGACACGCUAGCGCAGAUGGGCCGUUACUGGAAAGUCGCAGAACGCUACAGUACAAUCCUAAAGCGCGUCCUGGACGAAUUCGGGGAGUACGAGCAAACAGCGGGCACCGAAAACGAGCGCGUCACGCCAUCCUCCGUCAAAAUCCUCGCAGAUAUGAGACGCUGCGCCUUUGACCUCGACUUUCUCAUAUCUCGCCAGCCUCCGCGAAACGGUCACAACAUCAACAAUAAACAUGGCCCAUCCGACUCCCACGGCGUAGGUGCCCUCAUGCCAGCACCAGCAGGAGGAAGCUCAAUAAUCGGCGCAGCAGACUCGGCCACACCUCUCAUGGUGAAUCGAAGCUUAACAAACAAUGAAUUCGAGUACCUCGACGUCUUUGGGUUUUUCAAUGUCCCUCGCGUACCCAACAUGCCAACGCCACUUUCGGCAUUAGGGUUGGCUACUACUCCUACUCCUACUACUACUACAGCAACAAGCGACAACCAGAAUAAUGGCGGCAUCACCAACCCCAUGUCCAUCCAUGGCCUUACUGCGGCCGUUGGGAACAACGAAUUUAAUAUUACGAACUAUUUAGUUCCGACUCCGGAAACGGAUUGGUUGUUUCCGCAGCCUGGUGGCUGA
Molecule: messenger RNA, 2604 nt
Organism: Talaromyces atroroseus
Lineage: Eukaryota; Fungi; Ascomycota; Eurotiomycetes; Eurotiales; Trichocomaceae
Exons: 5
Coding region: 1-2604 (867 amino acids)
Biological process (GO): regulation of DNA-templated transcription; DNA-templated transcription
Cellular component (GO): nucleus
Molecular function (GO): DNA-binding transcription factor activity, RNA polymerase II-specific; DNA binding; zinc ion binding
Source: RefSeq, a predicted model, not a curated record